UCAUUGUCACAAGAAAUGGAUAUGCCGGAGGAAAAUUCACAAAUUUUGAGAACUAGUUUACCGGAACAGUCAUCGUCCGACGUCAAACCGCUAGAGCACCAGCAGCCGCCGAUGUGGCUCAACAGGGAAAUACUUUUACCACAAAGUCAAUAUACUGUUGCCGGCGCUGGGGAGAAUUUGCAGUCCGACUCAAACCAGUGGUUAUCAAGGUCGAUUUUACAGAGGAAUAUAAGCGAUGUUCAGGCAUCCAAUGAUUCCGAUUUGAAUAAGGACGAGUUUGGUGAGAGUGAAGUCGUGAAUUGGCAAAAUGCGGGGUAUAAAGCUGAAAUUCUGGCACAUCCAUUGUUUGAGCAGUUGUUGUCAGCCCAUGUGGCGUGCUUAAGAAUAGCAACGCCUGUAGAUCAGUUGCCAAGGAUUGAUGCACAGCUGGCACAGUCGCAGCAAGUAGUAGGCAAAUAUUCCGGCCUUGGACAUGGGAAUCUUGCUGAUGACAAGGAACUUGAUCAGUUUUUGACACAUUAUGUCCUGUUGCUUUGUUCUUUUAAAGAACAACUACAACAACAUGUUCGUGUUCAUGCAAUGGAAGCAGUUAUGGCUUGCUGGGAAAUCGAGCAGUCGUUGCAAAGCUUAACUGGAGUUUCUCCAGGAGAAGGUACAGGUGCUACAAUGUCUGAUGAUGAAGAUGAACAGGUGGAUAGUGAUGCCAAUUUGUUUGAGGGAAGUUUAGAUGGUCAUGAUAGCAUGGGCUUUGGUCCUUUGAUCCCAACAGAGAGUGAGAGAUCAUUGAUGGAGCGUGUGAGGCAGGAGUUAAAACACGAGUUGAAACAGGGUUACAAGGAAAAACUAGUGGAUAUUAGAGAGGAAAUUCUUCGAAAGAGAAGGGCAGGAAAACUCCCCGGCGAUACUACCUCUGUCUUGAAAGCUUGAUGGCAAUCACAUUCAAAGUGGCCAUACCCCACUGAGGAAGAUAAGGCAAAACUGGUACAAGAGACAGGUCUUCAACUAAAGCAGAUAAAUAAUUGGUUUAUUAACCAAAGGAAAAG
This is a messenger RNA of Solanum verrucosum, 1043 nucleotides long. RefSeq names its product homeobox protein knotted-1-like 3. The transcript has 5 exons. Lineage: Eukaryota; Viridiplantae; Streptophyta; Magnoliopsida; Solanales; Solanaceae. The coding region runs from base 16 to 927 and encodes 303 amino acids. Gene Ontology annotation, molecular function: DNA binding. The record is from RefSeq and is a predicted model, not a curated record. Gene Ontology annotation, cellular component: nucleus.